AUGGGGGAUGCAAGCACACUCAUGCCUAACGUUAAGGAUUUGACAACAGACACUUGUGAUUCAGCGUCGUCUGCAAGCCAGAAACAUCAUCAGGUUGUGCACAAUUUUAAUGGAUCUAAACAGCAUUUUCUCACGACACGGGACCAGGUGGGGAGGAGAGACUCGAGUGCAUCCUCAGUCCAGUUGCAUUCUUCCGUGCCACGGAUUGUACGCAAGAGCACACUGCCACAGCACGCAGAUGCAUCGUCACAAGAGGAUGCACACAAGCGUGAGGCCCCACAAGUGCGAUCUCUGUCCCUCAGAGUUCACCAGGCUGCACCACCUGAAGGUUCAGUUCGUCCAGAGCACACACCUUGCAGCGUCCAGAAGAUACACACCGACCAGAAGCCAUACAAGUGCAACCUUUGCCCUGUAGAGUUCGUCCGAAGCACGCACCUGCAGAGUCACAAGAAGACACACAUGGGCGUAAGGCCAUUCAAGUGCGACCUCUGUCCCUCUGAGUUCACCCAGCUGCACCACCUGAAGGACCACAUACGGAUUCAUACAGGUGAGAGGCCGUACAAAUGCGUCCUCUGUCUUGCAGAGUUCAGACACAGUACACACCUGCGACGUCACAAGAACACGCACACGGGUGAGAAGCCACACAAGUGCAAUCUCUGUCCUGCAGAGUUCACCCACCUGCAUCAGUGCAUGAGUUGA
Messenger RNA from Ornithodoros turicata, 699 nucleotides. Its product is annotated as zinc finger and SCAN domain-containing protein 22-like. The record is from RefSeq and is a predicted model, not a curated record. Bases 1 to 699 code for a protein of 232 amino acids. NCBI's taxonomy places the organism in Eukaryota, Metazoa, Arthropoda, Arachnida, Ixodida, Argasidae. Gene Ontology annotation, biological process: regulation of transcription by RNA polymerase II. Gene Ontology annotation, molecular function: DNA-binding transcription factor activity; RNA polymerase II cis-regulatory region sequence-specific DNA binding. The transcript is spliced from 4 exons.